AUGCCUACUGAAGAUGGAAAAGUUUUAAGGAUAUGUUGGCUGGAAUAUAUAUCAAUCAUCUUAUGUAAUUUCAUAGGAACAUUAGCAGCAAGUGUUCUUCUUUUUCCUUCAUUUAUAUCUCAAAAUUCUUCAAGAUUGAAUCAUUUAAAUACACAACGAUUUUUAAUUAUAUUUUUUAUUAUUUUAAUUGGUAAUUCCGGUGGAUUAUUAAGUCCACUUGGUGAUCCUCCAUUAUAUAUGGGUUAUACUAAUGGCGUAGAAUUUUUAUUUACAUUUAAAUAUCUUUAUAAAAUAUUUAUUGUUGUAAAUGGAUAUAUAUUAUUUAUAUUUGCAUUGAUUGAUUUUAUAAAUGUAUGGUUUUAUCAACGAAAACAAAAGAAUAAUAAUGAUCAAUCAUAUGAAUUAGUACCUUGUAAAGAAAAAAUAAAUGAUCGUUAUAAUCUUUCAUCAUCAUUACCUAUUCAAUGGAAUGGAAUUCAUCAUAUUUUUUUUCUUUUAUUAAUUCUAAUUGUUAUUUUAUUCAAAGGUUUUAAUAUUCCAAUAAAAUGGCCUGAAUAUAUUCAAGAAAUUAUUUUAUUUUUAAUAACAUUUGUAUGUAUUUGUUUUGAUAUUAUUUGGAAAAAACAAACACCAAAAGAAUGGUUGAAAAACAAUUAUUCAACACGUAUUGAACCUGUUGCAGAAGUUAUUAUUAUUUUUUUUGGAUUAUUAUUUACAAUGUCAGCACCAAUUACCAUUUUAGCAAAUUUAAAUCUUCAAUUUGAACCAAAACAUUUAUUUUUAUUCUCCGGUAUAUUUGCUUCAGUUCUUGAUAAUGCUCCAGUUUAUAUUAGUUUUGCAGCAAGUGCUGCUGCACAAUAUAAUAUAACUGUUGAUCAAUCUAACAACAAUGGUUUUCUUGCUGUAUUCUUUUCUUAUUAUGAAACUGAUGCAAUUAAAACCAUUCGUGCAAUAUCAGCUGGAUCUGUUUUAAUGGGUGGAUGUACUUUAAUUGGUAAUUCACCUAAUAUGAUUAUAGCAUUGAUGGCUACUCGUUAUACUUAUCGUAUACGAACGAAAAUGUAUCAAUCAAAAAAUAAAGAGAGUACUGAAGAUGAUUUAAUUACAUAUCAUCUUGAGAAUAUUAGUUUUAUUCGAUCACUUGUUACAGCUUGUCUCAUACUAAUUCCUAUUUUUGUUGUUGUAGCUUUUUUUAUGUUGUAA
Molecule: messenger RNA, 1203 nt
Organism: Rotaria sp. Silwood1
Lineage: Eukaryota; Metazoa; Rotifera; Eurotatoria; Philodinida; Philodinidae
Source: the annotation of a GenBank genome assembly